This is a messenger RNA of Suillus plorans, 1110 nucleotides long. RefSeq names its product aspartic peptidase domain-containing protein. NCBI's taxonomy places the organism in Eukaryota, Fungi, Basidiomycota, Agaricomycetes, Boletales, Suillaceae. The coding region runs from base 1 to 1110 and encodes 369 amino acids. Gene Ontology annotation, molecular function: aspartic-type endopeptidase activity. Gene Ontology annotation, biological process: proteolysis. The transcript has 7 exons. The record is from RefSeq and is a predicted model, not a curated record.
AUGUUCUCCGCUGCAUCCUUGUUCACAAUUAUCCUCCUGGCUUUGUCAACCACAGGAUCGCCCGUUGAAGUCAGCAAUUCUCCCAUCACCCUGCCGAUUGCCAGGAGGCUAAGUGCCCUCAAUGCAGUUGGGAUUGGCAGCCCCCCUACAACUUACGACUUGAUUGUCGACACUGGUACCUCGAACACAUGGAUUGGCGCCAAAAAACAGUACGUGGGGACCAGCACCAGCGUCUACACUGGUGCGCCUGUGACGGUCCUCUACGGUUCCGGAUCUGCCUACUUCUCUGGAAUUGAGUACUUGGACACCGUCACUUUCGGUAGUGGGCUCACUAUCCCCCAACAGUCGUUUGGUGUUGCUGCUACUACGUCGGGCACCUUCGGCGGAGCUGACGGUAUCCUUGGCCUCGGGCCUAUAGACUUGACAGCGGGUACCCUGAUAAAUGAACCGGCGACGACGAUCCCGACUGUCACUGACAACCUGCAUAGCCAAGGCACCAUUCAUCGUGAGGUUGUUAGUAUCUCUUUCGAGCCCAUCACUGUAGCGAAGGAAGUGGUUAAUGGAGAACUCACCUUCGGUGGAACUAUCCGUAACAAGCACACCGGUCCCAUCACGUACACUCCUAUCACUACCACCCAGCCUUCAUCGAGGUAUUGGGGUAUCGACCAGAGCAUUUCCUAUGGCUCCACAACGAUCUUGUCCUCCACUGCUGGUAUCGUCGAUGUUGGCACCACUUAUAUUCUCAUUGCCAGCGAUGCUUUCGACAAGUACCAGUCUUUAACCGGUGGUACUCUGGAUGCGGCGACUGGUCUUCUCCUCAUUUCCUCUCCUCAGUACGCAGCACUCGAGAACCUGAACUUCCAUAUUGGCAGCGAAACAUACACUCUCACCCCUAACGGCCAAAUCUGGCCUCGUAUUCUCAACACGUACAUUGGUGGCAGCAGCAACGCCAUCUAUCUCGUUGUUCACGAUAUUGGUACGCCCAGCGGCAAAGGGUUUGACUUUGUUAACGGCUACCCAUUCGCCGAGCGGUUCUACUGCGCAUUCGAUACCUCCCGCUCCCGCGUCGGGUUUGCCCAAACUCCGUAUACUGAUGCCACCACCAACUAA